Messenger RNA from Strongyloides ratti, 534 nucleotides. Its product is annotated as Protein Dr1. Gene Ontology annotation, cellular component: negative cofactor 2 complex. The transcript has 3 exons. NCBI's taxonomy places the organism in Eukaryota, Metazoa, Nematoda, Chromadorea, Rhabditida, Strongyloididae. The coding region runs from base 1 to 534 and encodes 177 amino acids. Gene Ontology annotation, molecular function: general transcription initiation factor activity; protein heterodimerization activity; TBP-class protein binding. Gene Ontology annotation, biological process: chromatin remodeling; positive regulation of transcription by RNA polymerase II; RNA polymerase II preinitiation complex assembly. The record is from RefSeq and is a predicted model, not a curated record.
AUGGGUGAUGAAGAUAAUGAGGUUGGAUUACCACAAAAAGGCCUCAAUAUGAUCAUAAAAGACAUUAUUCCGGAAAUGAGAGUAGCAAAUGAGGCUAGAGAUUUAUUGAAUCAAUGUUGUGUUGAAUUUAUAAAAAUUGUUGGACAAGAAGCACAGAAAAUGAGCCAGACCGAUCAAAGAAAAACAAUAUGUCACGAUCAUGUGAGAAAUGCAUUAAUUAAACUUGGAUUUUCAAGUGAUUAUGUAGAGGCAGCAGACAGUUGUUUAGGGGAAUGUAAAUUGGCAGCAGAAAAUAAAUUGAAACGUAAAAAUUCAAGACUUGAUAAAUGUGGUAUACCAGAGGAACAACUUUAUAUGAUGCAACAGCAGUUAAUUGAAGAGGCUCGACAACAGGAAGCACAACGUGCUCAGGAAGAAAAUGAUAGAAUUGCUGCAUUAGGAGGUGAGACAUAUCGUGAACAAUGCUUUAUGCAUACUGCCAACCAAAUAAUGGCUGCUGCAAAAUAUGGAUCUGAUGAUGAAGAUUAUGAUUAA